AUGCCGCUUUUUGGUAAAAAAGAUUCUAAUAAAAAAUUGAAAAAGGAUGGAAAGGAUGAUAAAAUGUCAUCUGUUGAUGAUAAAUAUACGCUCAAAGAACUUUUGGGAACAGGCGCUUUCUCCGAAGUUAGACUCGCUGAGAGCAAGGAGAAACCUGGACAAAUGUAUGCCGUUAAAAUAAUAGAUAAAAAGGCCCUGAAGGGAAAAGAAGACUCGUUGGAAAACGAAAUAAAAGUACUGAGAAGGUUCAGUGAAACAGUGACACCACAGAGUGGUGAUGGACCGAUCAAGUCCAGUAAUAGUGGCGAAAGAGGAUGGCUAACCCACCCAAAUAUAGUUCAGCUAUUGGAAACCUUCGAAGACAAGCACAAAGUUUAUCUAGUGAUGGAGCUGGUAACCGGAGGAGAAUUGUUCGACAGAAUCGUCGAGAAAGGUUCUUACACAGAGAAAGACGCGUCUGGACUUAUAAGGCAAGUCCUCGAGGCUGUGGAUUACAUGCACGAGCAAGGCGUCGUACAUCGUGAUCUCAAACCCGAGAAUCUCCUUUACUACAGUCCUGAUGAAGACAGUAAAAUUAUGAUAAGCGAUUUCGGGCUCUCAAAAAUGGAGGACUCUGGAAUUAUGGCGACGGCUUGUGGAACUCCGGGAUAUGUCGCUCCUGAAGUAUUGGCGCAAAGGCCGUACGGAAAAGCUGUCGACGUUUGGAGUAUAGGAGUAAUAUCUUAUAUUUUACUCUGUGGAUAUCCUCCUUUUUACGACGAAAAUGACGCUAAUCUGUUUGCUCAAAUUCUAAAAGUGAAAGCUAAUAAGACUGUUACAGGUGAGUUUGAGUUUGAUUCGCCUUACUGGGAUGACAUAAGCGACUCAGCCAAGGAUUUUAUCCACAAACUUAUGUGUGUCAAAGUCGAAGAUAGAUACACUUGUAAGCAGGCUCUGGCGCAUCCAUGGAUAUCCGGUAACGCAGCGAGCAAUAAGAACAUCCAUGGACCAGUAGUAGGAAAGCCUUCUUGUCUCAUGGUUCCAGCAAGCCUACCAUGCGGCCACGGUGAUACGUCAAAUGCAGAGACUGGCACUCAACAGUGGUCAGCACCACCAGCACCAGCAGCAGCAACAGCAGCAGCAGCAGCAGUCCCAGGACAUGGAAACGAUCGGGUCAUCCACCGGCAGUCAAAAGGUCCCACGAACCGAGCCAACCCAGGGCAAUCCUAUUCGUCCUUAUCGAAAGUAAGACAGCACAGUAAUAAACUUCAGCAGCGAUUGAGAUUUAAUUAUAAUAAUUCAGUACAAUCAACAGCCGAAUCAAUGUCUAAUGCUUGGCGUUCUCAACUGUAUUUUCGAAAUAAUAAACGCUUUCAGCUAUUUUGGGCUGAUACACGCACUGCACUCAUUAAUCUCUUCCAAAAAAAUGCUAAAUCUCUUAAGAAAAAAAACAAACAGUUACGUUGA
This is a messenger RNA of Cotesia congregata, 1446 nucleotides long. The record is from the annotation of a GenBank genome assembly. Lineage: Eukaryota; Metazoa; Arthropoda; Insecta; Hymenoptera; Braconidae.